Molecule: messenger RNA, 1122 nt
Organism: Aspergillus heteromorphus CBS 117.55
Lineage: Eukaryota; Fungi; Ascomycota; Eurotiomycetes; Eurotiales; Aspergillaceae
Product: SDR family NAD(P)-dependent oxidoreductase
Exons: 2
Coding region: 183-1073 (296 amino acids)
Molecular function (GO): oxidoreductase activity
Source: RefSeq, a predicted model, not a curated record
CUUAUGUUUAACCCAUUACGCCAUACCAGUCGUCCAAUCCUAUAUAACAUUAACGUAACCCGACAUCCUAUCCCCAUCCCCACAUCUACUAUACAUCUAAAUCUACACCAACUUUACCUUUCUCUACUACUGAAUUUAUCCAUACGUCCACUAAAUCCAAAUCCAAAUCCAAAUUCCUCAAAAUGACCGCCCACAGCAACGCCAACUUCAAAUUGGAGAAUCUCUUCAAUGUCAAGGGCAAAGUGGCCCUAGUCACAGGCGGCGGCUCGGGCAUCGGCCUAAUGGCGACGCAGGCCCUCGCGGUCAACGGCGCAAAAGUAUACAUCACAGGGCGAACGAAAGAAAAGCUGGACCGGGUGGUGGAGCUCUACAACGACGCUUCCAUCCCGGGCACGAUAAUCCCGAUCGUGUGCGACCUGACGCAAAAGGAGUCGAUCGCGCAACUGGUUCAAACGAUGGAAUCGCGCGAAAAACACCUCUCCAUCCUGAUCAACAACGCGGGGGUCAGCAGCGCGCACGAAACGACCGAAGACACGGACCCGCACGACCUGCGCGAGAGCCUGUUCAACUCGCCCGCGGGGAUGGACGAGUGGGAGCGCGCGUACCGGACGAACGUGGUGCAGGCGCAUUUCACGACGACGGGGCUUUUGCCGCUGCUGCAGAAGGGGUCGGAGGUGGAGCAUGGGUGGUCGAGUACGGUGGUGAAUAUUACUUCGAUUUCCGGGAUCGUCAAGGUCUCGCAGCAUCAUUUCGCGUAUAAUGCGUCCAAGGCGGCCGCGAUUCAUUUGACUAAGAUGCUGGCGCAUGAGAUUGCCUCGAGUGGGUUGGCGAUCCGCGUGAAUAAUAUUGCGCCGGGGGUUUUCCCGAGUGAGAUGACUGCCGGGGAGAGUGAUGAGGCGCAGAAGAGUGAGGUGCCCAAGCAUAAGUUUGAGGGGAAGGUGCCGGCUGGAAGGCCGGGGAAGGAGGAGGAUAUGGCCGGGGCGGUGUUGUUUGUCGCUUCGAAUCAGUAUCUCAAUGGCCAGACGGUGGUUGUGGAUGGGGGGUAUGUUUUGGCUGCUGGGGCGGUUAAUUGAGUUGUGGGUUGGGUAAAAUUGUAUACUUGUAUAGUUAGUUGUAUGCCUG